CUACACUGACAGAGGUGAUGUUUUUUGGUAAUUCGUUAUUCGGUUUAUUUUCAAAAUCCAACCUCCAAAUUCGUUUCACAAAUACCGAGCCUUCUAUUUUACAUUGAUGUAAUAAUUUAAGAAGGAAAUACCACGAAAUGGCACUAGAAAGAAGACGUAUGAGAGAAAUUCCAUCAGAUGCGAUAAUACUCACAGAGGAGCAAGCACUACAAUAUCAAACCAAAAUUUUAAAUAACUGGAAAGCCACCUCAGAUAUCUUUUGGUACAAAUAUGGAUCAGUCUUCUUAGGCACCGCCACAAUGCUAUCUGGCGCUUAUGCAAAUAACUAUUUGAGAAGAAAAUUUAAAGUUAUGAAAUUUGGUCGAAUAUCCUCAUAUCUCCCUAUUAGUGUUGUUCCUGCUAUGAUGUCAGUCCUUUUUCAUCAUCAGUUUGUUUUAAAAAAUUUGGUCCUUUCGAAUGAUGAUACAUGCCCCAUUUGUAUGGAGGUUAGGGCCUCAUGUGUACAAGCAGCCUCUGGGAUAAUCUUGCCUGUAAUUCUGGCCCCACUUUCUACCAUAGCUAGUGGUAUAUCUUUUUUUAGUUGGUCCAUAAAUAUUCAACAUAUAACAUGCCUUACCUUACCAGUGAGCCUCUAAAGGUGGCAAAACUAUUAGUAGAAAAAAUGAGACCUGCAGCACACAAAUUCUUUUGGCUUGUGAUAGCACACGCUGCAUUAGGUAGUGUAGUUACCUUUUUGGAGGCAAAUUCAAUAUUCAAGGUAAAAAAUCAGCUGAGAAAAUUGGAAGAAGAAUUCGAAGGCAAAAGGUGAAUGUGAAUAGUUUAAGGUAGUUUUUUAUUAUAUAGAUUUUGUAUAUUAUUUCAAAUUAAGAAAAUAUCAUUUAUGAAAAUGUA
Molecule: messenger RNA, 891 nt
Organism: Acanthoscelides obtectus
Lineage: Eukaryota; Metazoa; Arthropoda; Insecta; Coleoptera; Chrysomelidae
Source: the annotation of a GenBank genome assembly